Messenger RNA from Brassica oleracea var. oleracea, 2596 nucleotides. RefSeq lists its product as uncharacterized. Bases 340 to 2520 code for a protein of 726 amino acids. The record is from RefSeq and is a predicted model, not a curated record. The transcript is spliced from 5 exons. NCBI's taxonomy places the organism in Eukaryota, Viridiplantae, Streptophyta, Magnoliopsida, Brassicales, Brassicaceae.
CUUCUCUUCACUCAGUCUCUCUCUCACGCAGGAGUCUCGCUGCUUCUCUCUCUCUUCCUUAAUGGUUACUGUGUGGAAACGUAUCUGCUUCCGAUCUAGUUGACCCUCUUUCAUAAUAUCUUAUCCUGAGUGAAAGAUGAAGUCUUUUCGUCUCUAGCGAAUCUAAUUUAGGACCGAUUCGUUUCCACACAGUAACCAUCCACUUCUUGUCAAGGAAAGCACACAAGCACGAGUCUCUUAAGGGCAUCUUAUAGAUUACAGCUCUUGCCGCUGUGACGCUUUUUGAGUGUAGUGGUGUAGACCAGUUAAGGUCGGUGUUAAACCCGUUGGAGUUCCCCAAUGAAAAGUUUGAUAACACAAGAAAUGUCAAUGCAAAAUGGAUCUAAAGGGAGUUCACCUAGCAUCAUAGCAAGAUUGAUGGGUCUUGAUGUGCUCCCUCCUCCUCACAGAGAACUCAAGCCUUUGGAGAAUCAACAACGCGGGGCGACUGCAUCUGAUAAAGCUCGUGGGAAACAAACAUAUAGUGAAAAAUCUCUUAGGAAGAGGUCAAUGGAUGAGCAGAGAUUCAAAGACGUCUUUGAAGUUUUGGACGCAGAUGAAGGGAAGAGCAGCAGUACUAGUUUGUAUCAGAAGAGGAGGAGUGUGAAUGCUAACUUAACUGAGGCAGAGAUGGCUUUUAUACGCCACAAGUUCAUGGAGGCUAGGCGUCUAUCCACUGAUGAGAAACUCCGUUACUCUCAAGAGUUUAAUGAGACUCUUGAGGCUCUAGACUCCAACAAGGACCUCUUGUUCAAGUUUCUUCAUCACCCAGAUUCAUUGUUCACAAAACAUUUCUCUGAUCUUCAAAGCAUUGUUACAAAACCACAGUGCAGUCACAUAUCACCUCAAUGGCACGGUGAUGGUGUUGACCUAUCAAAGAAGCAGUGCAAAAAAAGAAGUGGUUUGAAACCAACCGAGAUUGUUGUUCUGAAACCUAAUCUUGGCAAGCCACAGACUUGUGCACAGAGCUCUUCUUGUGAUGAGGCCAGGGAAGAUCUCAAACUGUCUAAAGCAUUUGGCAGUUCGUUAGGUAAUGAAGAUGUAUUUCCUUUGAGAGAUUCCAGAGAGAUUGCUAGAAUAGUAUCUAGACAACUAAAGUCAAGUUGUGGCAAUGAGAGUUCCAUAAAAUUUGAUACGUCAAGGUUCAGAGGUUACACAGGAGAUGAAAGCUCGUCCAGGAGUGAUUCUUCAAGACCAAGAACUGACUUUAGCCGCAAGAAUCACACUCGCUCUCUGUCUUCCAGGUCACCGGAGUCUGCGAGUAAGGAGGCCAUGAGGAGGAUGUCUGAGAGGUGGAAGCUGGCUCACAACUCUGAGAGAGAGAUAGAGAUUAGAAGAAGAAACACAUUGGCUGAUAUGCUUGCAACUUCAGAUAGAGAAGCGAGACUAGCGAGUUUUAAUGGGAGCAGUAAAAGGUUUGAGAGCAAUGUUGGAGAGUCUGAGUUGCUAGAUCCGCUUGGGAUUAGUAGUAGAGAUGGCUGGAAAGGUACUGGUAGAAGUAGAGCUACCAUGCAUAAGGAGAGAGCUUGUAGUCACACCAUUGUGCUUCCUAAGAAGUUAACCACUCGAGAUGGAUUAGUGAAGGAGAGUUCUUUCCACAGCAGGCCAAGUUCAAGUAAAAGUCUUAAACUGGAUGGUGAGUUAUCAAAAGAGAAGCUUCCUGCUCUUAAAACACAGAGAAGCUUAUCAGUUCAUGCAGAUUCAGACACUGAAAGUUGUUCAGAAGACUAUGAAGAUGCCAAGAGUAAUCCAUCCUUGGAACCACUUGAUUUGUCAGCAGUUACCUCGUUAACUCACCAUGCUCAGGAGAGUGCAGAGGAAGGAGAUCAACCAAGUCCUCAAACUUCUUUACACGAUGAGUUUUCAUCUAACUCUGAGUGCUUUGAGAGUCUUAGCGCUGAUCUCCAAGGGCUCAGAAUGAAACUUCAGCUACUCAAACGGGAGUCAGAUACUUACAACGAAGGCAACAUGGUCGUUUCAAGUGAAGAAGAAGAAGAGGAAUCAUCCAUAGUAACAGAUGAGACGAUGAUCAUCCAUGAGUGGAAGUCUCUAUACUUGGCUGAUAUCUUAGCAAACUCCAGGUUCAGUGACUUGAGCCCGGCAAGCUUCAUGGCGUCAUGGCACUCCUCUGAAUCACCUCUAGAUCCAUCCUUGUUUAAGGACCUUGAAAAGAAGUACUCCGGUCUGAAAACCUCAACCCGGUUAGAAAGGAAGUUUGUGUUUGAUUGGAUCAACAGUGAGAUUCUCCAGUUCUUUGAGCAGUUCACUGAUCUUAAGGUCUGCCCAAAAUGGGAUAUAAGCAUGAUGCAUGAAACUCUGUGUGAGCUCGUCACUAGAAAACACAGGAGAGAUACAAAGGAGAAGGAGUCGCAGUUGCCAACGUUGGAAGAUGGCAUUGAAGUGAUAGGCAAGGAGAUUGAAGAAAUGUUGACACAUGAACUCAUAGCAGAGGUCUUUGAUUGCUCUAGACAAGUUACAUAAGAUUUAAUAUCUAUCAGUCAUACUAAAACAUUUGUGCAAAAAUGCAAACAUUUCUAACAAGUUAAAUUUAUCAUAA